UUCGGUAUUCAUUCGUUCGCCAAUUUCUUCACUGUUGCUCCUGCAUUAUUAUGAUAUGUUAUUCAUUAUCAACUUCUAUUUUAAAUUUGGAAGAAAGCAAAUCAGAUUCCAUGAACUGAAUUAUCUAAAUAAGUUUCAACGAGGUGUUGCCAAUUCUGAUUUUGUUCUGAAUGGAGUUGUUUACAAGUGCUUCGACCAUUUUUGUUUACACCCUUUAGCAUGUACUGAAUUUGGUGCAUUUUUCUCGUCUUCUUCUUGGAGAGAUUCGAGUUUUGGUCGGAGUUUAAGAACUUACUGCACUGAUAUUUAUGGGAGAAAUAAUGGGUCUGAUGCUGCAAAUGACGAAUUUCAGAAAACUGAUUUGGAGGAUACCGGAGAUUCGAGUUUCUUUGGAAGUCCCAGUGAGGAACAUGGAAAGGAACGGCACUUUAAGUUCGGUGAUGAUAUAGAGGCUGAGGAGUCCAACGACGAAGAAGAGGAAGAUGGGGAUCUUGGUGAUGCUGCGGAUCUUUUGGGGUCUAAUUUGUCUAAUAGAGAUCCUGGACAAGGAAAUGAUUGCAAAAAAGUUGAAAUUGGUGAAGAUGUAUUUAGACAUUCCUUAGUGAGAGAUACUUGUAAACUGAUCCAGCUAAGUUCCUCUUGGAAUCGAAAGUUUGAAGGGGAAUUGAGGUAUUUAGUAAGAAGCCUAAAUCCGCUGCAGGUUUGUGCUGUUUUGCUCUCUCAGGAAGACGAAAGAAAUGCUUUGCGGUUCUUCUACUGGGCAGAUAGAUUGUGGCGGUAUAGACAUGAUUCAUCUGUGUACUUAGUUAUGCUUGAGAUACUCAGUAAGACCAAAUUAUGUCAAGGUGCUAAACGUAUUCUCCGACUUAUGACUCGUAGAAGAAUUCAGCUUUGUCCUGAAGCUUUUGGUUUUGUAAUGGUGUCAUAUAGCCGGGCAGGAAGAUUAAGGGAUGCAAUGAAGGUCUUGACCUUGAUGCAGAAGGCAGGUGUUGAGCCUAAUUUGUCUAUUUGUAACACUGCAAUCCAUAUUUUGGUCAUGGGAAAUGAGUUAAAGAAGGCGUUGAGGUUUGCAGAACGUAUGGUUCUUAUUGGCAUUGCUCCAAAUGUUGUGACUUAUAACUGUUUAAUCAAGGGCUAUUGUAAUGUGCAUCAGGUUGACCAAGCCAUGGAACUAAUUGAUCAAAUGCCAUCUAAGGGAUGUUCUCCUGAUAAAGUUAGUUACUAUACUGUCAUGGGACUCCUCUGUAGAGAUAAGAGGCUGAAUGAAAUUAGGGAAUUGAUUAAGAAAAUGCAGACGGACAGUAAAUUAUUACCAGAUCACGUUACUUACAAUUCUCUAAUCCAGAUGCUUUCAAAGCAUGGCCACGGAGAUGAGGCUCUAGAGAUUCUGCAGGAAGCAGAAAAAUUGCGAUUUAAGGUUGACAAGGUUGAGUAUAGUGCAAUAGUUCAUGCAUACUGCAAGGAAGGAAAGAUUCAGAAGGCAAAAGAGCUUGUUAGUGAAAUGUUCUCCAAGGGCUGUGAUCCAGAUGUUGUAACAUACACCUCUGUCCUUGAUGGGUUUUGUCGCAUAGGGAAACUUGAUCAAGCAAAAAAGAUGAUGCAACAGAUGUACAAGCAUCACUGCAAACCUAAUGCUGUAACAUAUACAACAUUUCUAAAUGGUCUCUGCCGCAAUGGGAAAUCUUUAGAAGCUAGAAAGAUGAUGAAUAUGAGUGAGGAAGAGUGGUGGACACCUAAUGCCAUUACUUAUAGUGUUGUAGUUCAUGGGUUGCGCCGUGAAGGGAAAUUGAACGAAGCUUGUGAUGUAGUCAGGGAGAUGAUUGGAAAAGGUUUCUUUCCAAAUCCAGUUGAAAUUAAUUUAUUGGUACAUUCUCUUUGCAGGGAUGGGAAACCACGUGAAGCUAAUCAGUUACUGAAGGAGUGCAUGAACAAGGGUUGUGCUGUUAAUGUAGUUAAUUUCACCACUGUCAUUCAUGGAUUUUGUCAGAAAGAUGAUUUGGAAGCUGCACUGUCAUUGCUGGAUGAUAUGUACCUUUGUAACAAGCACCCUGAUACUGUGACAUACACAGCAUUAAUUGAUGCAUUGGCCAAGACUGACCGUAUAGAAGAAGCCACUGAACUUACAAUGAAGAUGCUGAGGCAAGGAUUGGUUCCUUCUCCUGUUACAUACAGGUCUGUCAUCCACCAGUAUUGUCGAAAGGGUAGGGUAGAAGAUUUGUUGAAAUUACUGAAGAAGAUGCUGUUGAAAAGCAGAUUUCAAACAGCAUAUAAUUUAGUUAUUGAGAAACUAUGUAAGUUUGGAUACCUCGAGGAGGCCAAUAGCCUUUUAGGUGAGGUUUUGCGGACGGCUUCAAGAACCGAUGCUAAAACUUGUCAUGUACUCAUGGAGAGUUAUUUAAAUGUUGGAAUUCCUAUGUCAGCAUAUAAAGUUGCUUGUAGAAUGUUCAAUAGAAAUCUAAUUCCUGAUUUAAAGUUAUGUGAGAAGGUCAGCAAGAGGCUUGUGGUAGAAGGAAAAUUGGAGGAGGCCGACAGGCUUGUCUUACGGUUUGUUGAGCGUGGUCAUGUGUCGGCUCAAGAACCAAAACACUUGCACAACUAAGAUUUCUAAUAAAUUAUCAUGGUUGACUUCAUAUGAAAACAAUCAUUCUAUGCUGUGGGUUGGAUAAA
Cucumis sativus (cucumber) is the source of this 2667-nucleotide messenger RNA. RefSeq names its product pentatricopeptide repeat-containing protein At1g09900. The record is from RefSeq and is a predicted model, not a curated record. Lineage: Eukaryota; Viridiplantae; Streptophyta; Magnoliopsida; Cucurbitales; Cucurbitaceae. Gene Ontology annotation, molecular function: protein binding. The transcript has a single exon. The coding region runs from base 56 to 2599 and encodes 847 amino acids.